AUGAAGGGUCCUACUGAACCGAAGGCUGCCCAACCGGGGAAGCCGGCGAACGGUAAACAACAGACACCGACGACGCCCACAAUGACAUCCACAACGACACCCACAACGCCACCGCAACCAGCCGAAGCCAUCGCCCCUAACACCACCACCACCGCCACCAGCGGAAAGGCCCCGCAGACCCAGCGAAAGAGCCCGGAAAAGACUCCACAAUCUCAAUCGCCCAAGACGCCGUCUCCGCCCAAGGCCCCGCCCACUGCCAAGGCGCCGUCUCCACCGAAGACGGCCCCAGCCUCGCGUCCCGCGCCCAAACCGAGCACACCACCCGUCUCCAAAAAACCCGAACCCCCGCCGAAGCCCGAGUUCCUGAAGAAGAAGUCUCCGUCGGUCGAAAAGGAUAAGCUGCCCGCCAAAGUCCAGGUCCAGCCAGCGGCUGCAACUGCACCGACCACCCAAGCCCCCAGUUCUCCCGUGUCAGCGCCCGCUUCCGCCACCGUUCCUGUCACUCCACCGCCUGCCUCUGCCGCCGCCAACGACCACGUAGAUUCGGCUGCGGCCGCAGCCCGGCUAAACGAUGAGGUGACCCCGGACGGUGCCAAGAAGCCCGGUGCCCCGGAAGUGCCGCCGAAGCCGGAUGUGCACAGCAAGAGCGCGGCCAAGAUGAAGACCCCCAUCAAGCAGCCGGGCGGCAAGGCCUCGACGGUCGCCGGCGGCAGCGGAGCUAAGUAG
Molecule: messenger RNA, 726 nt
Organism: Anopheles cruzii
Lineage: Eukaryota; Metazoa; Arthropoda; Insecta; Diptera; Culicidae
Exons: 3
Coding region: 1-726 (241 amino acids)
Source: RefSeq, a predicted model, not a curated record